AUGGCAACAAUAUCUCAAUUCUUGAUUAGUAUUUUCAACUCAACCGUGAUUUUCUUCUCAACCCUCUUCCUCGAAUUAGCCGUUUUCGCACUAGACACGGCCAAGACCUCCGCCCGGAAAAAGUCAACGGAGGUCAACCAAUUGCUUGAAAUCGUCGGUCAAUGCUUGCCCGAGCACGAGUAUAAAGUCGAGCUAGGGUUUGAGGUUUAUGAUGAAGAGUGUCGAGUGUGCCUAUCGUGCUUCGAAGAAGGAGAAAAAGUUCGAAAGUUGACGUGUAGACACACGUUCCACAAGGAAUGCAUCGACACGUGGCUACAGCGAGAAUCCGCCACGUGUCCAUUGUGCCGUGCGGUUGUCUUGCCGCCGGAGAUGGUGGCCGGCCGCCGGAAUCUUGAGUACGAUGAUGGUGACGAGGAGGUAAUGGUGUUGUAUGCAUUACAUGGGAAUUUAUUGAGAUUUUUUUUUGUCUAG
Molecule: messenger RNA, 471 nt
Organism: Striga asiatica
Lineage: Eukaryota; Viridiplantae; Streptophyta; Magnoliopsida; Lamiales; Orobanchaceae
Source: the annotation of a GenBank genome assembly